This is a messenger RNA of Physeter macrocephalus (sperm whale), 1245 nucleotides long. It is a transcript of the gene CFP, whose product is annotated as complement factor properdin. The record is from RefSeq and is a predicted model, not a curated record. The transcript has 8 exons. NCBI's taxonomy places the organism in Eukaryota, Metazoa, Chordata, Mammalia, Artiodactyla, Physeteridae. The coding region runs from base 1 to 1245 and encodes 414 amino acids.
AUGCCCACCCGAGUGCAGGCCCAUCGGUUACUGCUGCUACCGCUGCUGUUGCUGCUCACCCUGCCAGCCACAGCCUCAGACCCUGUAUUCUGCUUCACCCACUAUGAAGAAUCCACGGGCAAGUGCAAGGACCUCCUUGGGGGAGGUGUCAGCACGGAAGACUGCUGUCUCAAUGCUGACUACGCCUUCCAGGAGCCCCACAGAAAGCUCUGUAUGGCGUGCAGGCUCCCACAAUGGUCACCGUGGUCCGAGUGGGCCCCCUGCUCAGUGACCUGCAAGGAGGGCUCCCAGCUGCGGCACCGGCGCUGCAUAGGCUGGGGCGGGCAAUGCCCCGAGAAGGUGGAGCCUGGGACCCUCCAGUGGCAGCUGCAGGCAUGUGAGGACAAGCCGUGCUGUGCUGAGAUGGGCGGUUGGUCCAACUGGGGGCCCUGGGCAUCUUGCUCUGUCACCUGCUCUAAAGGGACACGGAUUCGUCGUCGAGCAUGUGAUCGCCCCACCCCCAAGUGUGGGGGCCACUGCCCAGGAGAGGCACAGGAGUCAGAGGCCUGUGACACCAAACAGGUCUGCCCCACACACGGGGCCUGGGCUGCUUGGGGCCCCUGGGGCCCCUGCUCAGGCACCUGCUACAAUGGACCCAAGGCAUCUGAGGAGAGACGAAGCCGCACAUGCUCUGCACCUGAGCCCUCCACACAGCCUCCCGGGAAUCCCUGCCCAGGGUCAUCCUCUGAGCAGCGGGCCUGCACCGGCCUGCCACCCUGCCCAGUGGCUGGUGGCUGGGGGCCAUGGGGCGCUGUGAGCCCCUGCCCUGUGACCUGCGGCCUGGGUCAGACCCAGGAACAACGGACAUGUGAUCGCCCUGUGCCCCAGCACGGGGGGCCCUUCUGUGUCGGUGAUGCCACCCGGACCCACAUCUGCAACACGGCCGUGCACUGCCCUGUGAACGGAGAGUGGGAGCUCUGGGGGGAGUGGAGCACCUGCAUCCGCCAGAGCAUAAGACACAUCAACUGCCAGGAGAUCCCAGGCCAGCAGAGCCGCUUCAGGCUCUGCAAGGGCCGCAAGUUUGACGGACAGCGAUGUAGCGGGGAUCAACAGGAUAUCCGGCACUGCUACAACAUCCAGCGCUGCCUCUGGAAAGGCUCCUGGUCGGAGUGGAGUACCUGGGGGCUGUGCAUGCCCCCGUGUGGACCCAACCCCAUCCGCACCCGCCAGCGCCUCUGCAAGGCCACGCUCCCCAAAUUCUCGUGA